AUGCGUGUAUGCUUGUUUGCUGCUCGUGUUUACGUUUAUCCAUCGCGAUCCUCCCUCAUUCUGCAGCGUGUUUAUUCCCAGCCUGUGCUUGGAUCUGGAGCCUCAUUAAUCCUGUUUUUGCAGCUAAUAAAAGCAAGUGAUAGCAGCCAGUACUAUAUUUUCUUCACUAUGGACGCCAUCAAAUUCAUUCUGUGGUACGUUGGCUGUGCGUUGUGCAUUCUCAUUUUCCAUGUCGACAGCUAA
Molecule: messenger RNA, 243 nt
Organism: Gongylonema pulchrum
Lineage: Eukaryota; Metazoa; Nematoda; Chromadorea; Rhabditida; Gongylonematidae
Source: the annotation of a GenBank genome assembly